Schistosoma bovis is the source of this 5174-nucleotide messenger RNA. NCBI's taxonomy places the organism in Eukaryota, Metazoa, Platyhelminthes, Trematoda, Strigeidida, Schistosomatidae. The record is from the annotation of a GenBank genome assembly.
GUUACGACGGCAACAGAUAAUACCGCACUAUGUCCACUUUCAUUUUCCAAUCAAAAUUUUGGUUGACCAAACAUCGGAAUCCAGUUAUCAUCUUUCUCAAAAGUUUUUAGACUCAUUAUUUACACAUACAGUUAGUUAAGCAACAUAGUGUACUGAUAACUACACAUAUGAAAUGACGAAAUAUGAUGAUGAAGAAUUUUUAAAAGGGAGUUUUUACAUGCUCUACCAAAAUGAUUUGAAGACAAGUGAAGAGGAAAAACACAAAAUGUUCCAUCUACUUAGACAGACACCAAUCGAUGUAUUAUCUAUGGAAUGGCUGAUAUCAGAACCACAUACUAUCGAAGCAAGAGCUUAUCUAAUUGAUAACAUUUUGCCUCAAGUUGUUUUGGGUUUGGAAUUUAUCUUAAAAGAAGCAACUCGAAGAAAUCUGAUCACACGCGACCUACUGGAUGAAACAAGUUAUCGAGCAGGAUUAGACAGAAACUUCAAUCCUGUUAACCGAUUAGCUGAAUACUUAAUGCGUAAUAACCAUAAGCACAAUCAUUUUAGCGAAUCUUUACCUUAUGUCAGAGGGUUAAGAUAUACACUGACUAUGUUGCAACAAGAAAUGUUUAUACAGUCAGGAAACCAGCUGGCUAAAGUGAAGCUAAGUGCUGAUGCCAGACGAACAGAGGCAAAACAAAAAGAAUUGAAAGUCAAGAAAGAGUAUGACGGACAAAUCGCUAUAAUUUCCUCGAUCUGUGACAGUUUGAUACCACCUAAAAAAAGUUCAACAAAUGCAUAUAUGAUAGAAGAUGUGGUACUUACAUUCAUGGAACUAACUAGUAUACUACCGGAGGAAAUGAAACAAUGCUUAGUGCAAACUUUUAAAACUCAACUAAAUAAAGACUACCAGACAUUUUAUGACAAAGAACAAUUUGUUAAGUGUCUCAUGAUAUAUGCUAGAUUGAUGUCAACUGAUGUUUUCGAACAGUUUACGGAACAUCUAAAACUUUGUACGGUAGAAUUUCGUAAAGCAGAGAAAAGAGAAGAACGACGGGAAUUAUUGAAAAGUUGCUUCCGUACGUGUGAUUUAGACCAGUUGGAUGAAUUAUCUCGUGCACAAGUUUUUCAACGGUGUGAAGAUUACUUUGAUACAUGUCAACAAAUUAUCAAAGACAGGAUCCAUGAUCCAAGAGAUUGGUCUACAAAAGAAUAUCAUUUGAAGUUAUCUGUAACAGAACCUGUUACAACUAUGGUCACAAAUGAACGUCCAUCUUCAUCUAAAGUUGAUGAUGAUAACAACAUAAAGGACAAACAACAUUCUCUACUAAUCUACAAUGGAAAUAACUCAGACAAUGCCAUCCAACAUGAUGAUAUUAGCUCAAUACAACUAGGUACUCGGCAGCUGGACGAAAUUACUAUCUUUCCCACUCAGUCUAAUAUUAAAGAUCAAUUGAUAAAGACUUGUCAACUGGCCGAUACAUCUGGCAUAACACAAAAUCAGUUUAUCAGUAUUAUGGAGUUCAUAAUACCAGAAACUGCUCCUUUGAAAAUUUUUAAUAAUUUUUUAACAUAUUUGAAAAGAUAUGAAGCUUCAGCUGAAGAACGUGAGGAAAGAAAACUUCAGCAUUUCCAGAAGACUUCAAUAAUGAAAAAACAUCAACUAUUGAACAAAAUAUUCCACACAUUAGAUCAAGAAUGUUCUGGAAUGUUAAACCUUAAGAAAAUUGAAUAUUUUAUAUUAAAUUAUGAAGAUGGAUUUUAUAAGGCUCAUUUGAAACAAGCUAAGUCAGAUUUAGCUUCUAACAUUCAAUCGACUGCAAGGUCUUAUUCAAUGUCUAAUGAUCAGGUAACUUCAAGUUCUACAUUUACCAGCAGUUUAAUAUCAUCAUCCGAGAAUUUUAGUGGUCCAUCAUAUAUUCAAAGCACAGUUAAUCAAUUACAAAAUCUACAUUAUUACCAUUAUCCAGAAAAGUCAGUUGAAAUAAAUAUCACUGACUUCAAAAUUCUAUUAGAUCACAUAUUUUGGCCUAAAAAUAAUCAAUAUCUGAUUGGUCAUGAUGAGUUUGACUUCAGUUGUUUGGAUAAGUUUCUUAACUACUUAAAAGAAAAAUUAAUACAAACUAUAUCUGAGAAAAUCAGAACACGAAUUCGACGAGAAUGGAUAGAGAAAAUUUUAUCAGUUUCAUUGAAUACAUUUGAUAAUUCAAUGGAAUUAGUUUAUAAAACCGUUUUCCAGACACUCAUAAAAGAUACAAUAAAACAUGGUGCACAAAAGCAGAUCAGUGUUAACAUUGCAUUACUUUAUCCAACAGAAACAACAAAUGAUGCAUUGCCUUUCGAUACAAAUAUACAAUCCCGUUUACAAUAUGUAGCAGCCAUACCAGAAUCGGAAGCUGAAAUUCUGCUUGAUCAGUGUCCACAGGGAGAUGAAUCCGAUUUAUUGUUCAAGUGUUUAAGAACUGGUUUAACAUUGGUUCAUUCUGAAAUGUCAAGAUUGAAAAGAUUUUCACUUACCGAAAAUAAGUCACAUAACAUGUCAGUAUGUACUGAAACGAACACGGAACAAAGUUAUCAGUCACCUUCAUUCGCUCUUGCCAUACCAAUACCCUCUGCUAAGAAAUACUUUAUCGGAGUAAUGAAAGUAAACAAAUUGAAAAAUAACGACCAGCUACCAAAGUUUGAAGAACAUGAAAUUCAGUUUUAUCGCGGUGUAGCUUAUCAUCUGGGCUUUGCUUUCUCGCUUGUAAAUAGUCGAUACUUACUCAGUUCCAUGAUACAUGAUGCAUUCGACUGGAUUUAUAAACGGCUAGGCAAUAUUGAUGAAAUUGCAUUUUACCACCGAUGUAAUGAUGAUGGUGGUGAUGUAAAUCAUUCAGUGACAAUAGAUUCGACAGAGGAGAAAACAUAUCCACCUAGCAAAGAAGUUAAUUAUAAAUUACGCAAACUUGUAUCAAAACAUGAUAUUCACCAAACAACAGUUCAUACUGACCUAUAUGUUAUCGAUAAAAAGAAAAACCACCUAUACUACUACCUGUUCGACGUACUAGAAUCUGGAUAUUCAUUAGUUAAUUGCAUACUUGGUCGAAAACAUUAUACAUUUCCAUUUACUGAUUGCAAUAAUAAAGUGAUCGGUGUUAUUGAUGUGUGUUGUUUAAACUUCCUUAAUAAACAUAAAUUAGAUUAUUUACAUAAAAGUUUAAUACAUUUUCAAGAAGGUUAUGAACAGUUAGUGAUUUAUACAGGAGUAGAUACAUAUGGUCAGUAUAAUAAUGCAGACGAAUACAAUAUUAUAUCAAAAAACCAAGAAGAAACUGAAAUUAAUUCACAAAUUGAAGAAGUUAAGUCUGACUGGAUAGAUGAAAAUAACAAAUUUAUACCCAAAAUUAUUGUGAAAAAAUUAGCAAAAAUGGAACUGAGUCUUCUAACUUUAAAGAUUGAUAAAGAUCUCUUCAGAAAUAUAAAAAGAUAUGAAAUACAACUUUGUAAUUCUGAAAUUUAUCUACUCUGGACCGUCAUCUUGUUAUUGAAUCGUUCUCAAGGAGAUGAAUCCUUGAAUCAGGAAAAUAUUUUCAAACUUUCAGAUUCAAUGAUGGCUGGUAUUCAUGAAUCGAUUGUGGAUUAUGAUCCAUUCGUUGGUGAACAACAGCUAAUUACUUCACAAAAAUCGCGGUUAAAUGAAAUCUAUGAAAAAAUUUCAAGUGAACAAUUAAAACAGUACUCAUGUAAAUCAAUGAUCAAAUUGUACGAAUGGCUGACAUUGUGCAUGAUUGUCUGGGAAGAAAAUCUUCCUAUGCAUUACGGAUAGAAAGGUCUUGGGACUAAAGUAACAACAAUGAAAAUAAAUCGUUCAAAAAGAAAAAGUUAAAGAUCUAACAACCAAUCAGUAAUUAACAAUAAAAUGAGUUACCAGUUCAGAUGUAAAAUAUACAACUUUUAUGAUAUAAAUGCGUUGACUUUUGACCUACUAAAGACAUUGUUGUGACUUCAAAGCUGGAUAGUUAUCACGUAAUUUAUUCGCCAAUCGAAAUACAACUUAUUCAACAUUAGUACUGUGCUAAACCAAUGACAUUCGGCCCGUAUGAGCAUCCUAGUGUCCUUAUUGGUCCUUUAUUCGCCUAGCCCGUCCAUUUGAGUCCAGAACACCAAUAACAACUUCCACUACAUCGAUCAUUCAUUUCAAACAUACUUGAUUUAUAUACCAGCGAAAAAGACCGCAUCAUACCAUCAAACAUGAAAUAACAUUCAUACAAGAUCAAGCCAAAAAGUAGCUGUGAACGUGGGAGACUUUAAUUAAUAAACUGAACAUAAAUUAAGAAUAGUAAAUCGUAUAGUAAUAAUAAUCUAUAGUUCAAAAUGGAGCUUAUAAUAAGAGAAAUAUAAAUAUUACAUAAUCUAGUUACUGAACAGUUAUACAAUAAGAAUAUAUAUAAUAUUAGUUCAUUAAUAGUUUUCGGAAUUUAUCUAUAAUUUAAUUGUCACUUAGAUAUAACAGAUAUUACAUGAAAUAUUCUAAUUGUAUGAGAAAGCACGGUUAAUUAUAUAAACAGAAUCUAGAUCGUUGAUUUUACGGAUACUUAUUGUAUGCAUCAUGGGAUAAUUCACAUUACGAACAUUACUAAAACUGUUUUGCUUAGAAUGAUCAAUAUAGAUGAAUUACCAUCGCGUCUCAAGAAACAUUUUGACAAAAGUAUCUAAACCUUCCCACAAAGGUAUGAGAUAUCAUAGUGACAAAAAACGAAUAUGAAAAGGGAAUAACCUACCUAUGAUGCCAAGACUUUAAAAGCUAAAGGCCCAAGUAACCAAGCUAAUUAAGGCCUACCUGCAUAUUCUUGUGUUUAAGGAAUAGAUUGGAAUAAAAUUCGAAGAGAGCAAGAACAAAGAUUCUAGCAGGACAUCAUGAAUUCACUUUAUUUCGUUUGGUUCUCGUCAGGUGCUUACAAAAUGUGAUAUUUAAAAACAUAAUUACAAAAAGGGUUAAAAUGACAUACAUGAACGUUUAAUUGUACGUUAUUUUGAAGACACAUUAGCAUAGUAAAUUUAAUAGACUGAAUAUCAUGAAUAUAUGCUUUAUGUAAAAGAACAUUCUACAACAUUGAUUGUAACAAGAGGUAAAACAGCCAGAAACAAAUGAUUACAUGAUGAGUAAGCGCUAAUAGGAAUAAAAAGAAUACAGUGGUCUUGAGUGCUGU